Molecule: messenger RNA, 579 nt
Organism: Rosa rugosa (rugosa rose)
Lineage: Eukaryota; Viridiplantae; Streptophyta; Magnoliopsida; Rosales; Rosaceae
Product: putative disease resistance protein RGA4
Exons: 1
Coding region: 1-579 (192 amino acids)
Source: RefSeq, a predicted model, not a curated record
AUGGCUGAGGCACUCGUCAACCUCCUUGUUGAACAAUUGGGUUCAGUUGUUUACCACCACACAAGUGAAGGGGUGAAAUUGGUUUUGAAAGCUAAGAAGGACGUUGACAAGUUCAGACGCACCCUCAAACGUAUCCAGAAUGUGCUUCACGAUGCUGAGAAGAAGCAAGUGUCAGAUCCCGCGGUGAGAGACUGGUUGGAUGAGCUCAAAGAUGUGUCGUACAAGAUGGAUGACAUGCUGGACGCUUGGAACACUGAAAUUGGGAUACGAGAAGCUGAGAAACAAGAAACACAAGGUUCUGAUGCGGAGGUACGUUUCUCAUUUCGUUCCAAUUGCUUUUGUCUUGCCGGAUUGAAUGAGGUAACUUGUCGUUAUAAGAUUGGUAGUGCAAUAAAAGAUCUGAAUAAAGAGUUAACUCAGAUUGACGUUGACAAAAACAAGUUUAGCUUUCAAUCCACCAUGCCUGCUGCUCUAGUUACUGUUGAACAACCUAAUCCACGGCCUAUAACUUCAUCUUUCGUCGGUAUACCGACCAUAUAUGGACGAGAAGUUGAAAAAGAGAUGCUAGCCGGUGAAUGA